UUUGUCCAUUAUGGAAUACAACAUAUGCAUCAGGACCACUCGAAUUGCCAUCUUUUGGAACAAAAAUACCACAACGUUGUAAAUAUUUUCCAUAAUGGUCAGAAAAUGAAUCAGAGACAUGUCGCGAGUUUGGAAGAAAAGUGGGAAGCUGUGGUCAAGUUUAAGUCUGUUGUGGUAGAUCGUGAAAGAGAUGUUGUUCGAGUGACAAAAGAACUGUAUGAUCUUCAUAGCAACAGAGAACAACUCAGGGGUGUAACAAGUAGUUGCGACUAUCGCUUGACGAUACCAUUAAUAGUCAAUCGAGGAAAACAGUAAAGGAUACCAAUCCAACUUCUUCUCUUUAUCAACUGAUGACUAUGUCAUACCCUUUAUGGCUUGGACUGAGAUGAUUUGAACUAUGGAAGAACGAUCAAUAUGGCUUUUUCAACUAUCGAUAUUCUUAUUCUCGUAUGCUAAUAUAAUGGUAACUCUCAUAGGAUACUAGGAGGAUUGGAAGGAAGCCAAUGUUUAUUUCACAAGUUUUUUAUGCUCUUUGAGAGUAUAAAGCUAUUAAACAUGGCCCAUUCUCACAUAGAUAAGAAAGUUUCUUUCAGAAUUUUCGAGAGUAGUCAUGAGAGUUCCGAGAAAUAUAGAUUGUUCAUGAAGA
Molecule: messenger RNA, 646 nt
Organism: Galdieria sulphuraria
Lineage: Eukaryota; Rhodophyta; Bangiophyceae; Galdieriales; Galdieriaceae
Product: archaeal ATPase
Exons: 2
Coding region: 25-315 (96 amino acids)
Source: RefSeq, a predicted model, not a curated record